Messenger RNA from Suillus paluster, 814 nucleotides. RefSeq lists its product as uncharacterized. The coding region runs from base 75 to 686 and encodes 203 amino acids. The record is from RefSeq and is a predicted model, not a curated record. Lineage: Eukaryota; Fungi; Basidiomycota; Agaricomycetes; Boletales; Suillaceae. The transcript is spliced from 6 exons.
UAGUAGUUUCCCAUGCUCAACAAGUACACUCCUGCCGUGAGGUUUAUGACUUGCCGCCGUAGGAACUCAUCGUCAUGCUAGUUUCUUAUUCUUACUCACCAUAUCGUGACAUCAGGGGGCUCUCUGCUGCUCGAGCGUGGCUGCCUUUGGCAUACAACACUGUCAUUUUUGUCAUGACCCUAUGGUCCAUCUUGCCCAGUAUUCGGAAUAGAGAAGCUGGAUGUAUCUUGCAUAUACUUCUGUCAGAUGGUACAUUAUACUAUACGUACGUAUGUUUCUCCAUUCAAGUCAACCCCCUAAUCUGUUGGUUGAGUAGCGUCAUUUGUCCUGCCAAUCUAGUACUGACUGUGAUGAUUAUACGAGCGCCCCCAGGUCUGAAGGGCGUUGCGGCUCAAUUAGUGUUCUUGUUGACGGUAGUCAUGACGUCGCGCGUCACACUAAAUUUUAGAAAACAAGUAGAGCUGAUGGUUAAUCCGUCUUUGUCCGGACACCGGCAAAUGCUCUUCGCGAACAAUCCACAGCUACGAUCACAAUGCUUGACAGUUCUCUCAAGUACCCCUACGCCAUCCAUCUCAAUGGAUACUGAUCUCACGGACGAUGCCCAAUCUUUCGAGAGUAGUCUGUGGCUCAAUAGGACUUGUGCUGAUGUGGAGUCUGCACGAUAUGAGCAUAUCUUGUUUCAAUAAUCUUACGGGAUUCCCCUAGCCAGGGUGACGCCCUCCCGUCCUGCGUGCUGUGGCGGGGCGUUCAGGAAGCCUUGCCGUUCCUCACACCAGAUAGGUGGAUAGUAUAUUUCUUUCGCUCCUGUCAAAUU